Molecule: messenger RNA, 1835 nt
Organism: Blepharisma stoltei
Lineage: Eukaryota; Ciliophora; Heterotrichea; Heterotrichida; Blepharismidae
Source: the annotation of a GenBank genome assembly
AUGGGAGUUUGUGCGCCGAAGGAACAUGACUUAGUUAAACCUCUCAAAGGUAAGCUAUUACCAAUAUCCGCAAUAACAAACAACUCAAGGCUCGACAGUAAUAUCUAAACAGGUAUCACAGAACAAUAUGAUUUCAUAAGAGUAAUUGGCUAUGGCCAAUUUGGUACGGUUCGAGAAGCUACAAAAUCAGAUCAAACAAACACAGAUACACCCAAUUUAAAGCACUACGCAAUAAAAUCAAUCAGUAAAAGCCGCGUAAAAGACCAUUUACCAUUAUUGCAAAACGAAUUGUCAAUUCUUAGACUAGUUGAUCACCCAAAUAUCAUAAAACUUUAUGAAAUUUAUGAAGACUCUCUAUAUAUCCAUUUAGUUACAGAGUUAUGCAUGGGAGGAGAUUUAUAUGAGUAUUUAUCAGAAAAAGAAAACCUAAAUGAACUAGAAGUAGCAAAAAUUAUGAUGAAAAUUCUAACAGCUGUUAAUCAUUUGCAUAUUCUGCAUAUAUGCCAUAGGGAUCUAAAGCCAGAAAAUGUGAUGUUUACUAACCAAAACGAAGAUAGAGAGCUUAAACUAAUUGAUUUUGGGCUCUCUGCAAAAUAUAGUGAUGAAAUGCUGGAAAGUAUGGUAGGCACUCCAUAUUAUCUAGCUCCUGAAGUGCUUAAAGGAUCAUACAGCAAAGAAUGCGACGUAUGAUCACUAGGAGUCAUAAUGUAUUUACUUCUAUCAGGUAAACACCCAUUUAAAGGCUCAACAAUGAGAGAUCUAUUCCGAAAUAUUUAUAAUGGCCAAUAUUCUUUUAUAGAACCCAUAUGAAGCAAAAUAUCUAGUCAAGCUAAAAAUCUGAUAGCAAGAAUGCUUGCUGUCAAUCCUGAAACCAGAAUUACAGUCCAGGAAGCCCUUAGACAUGAAUGGUUUGUUAUUGUAAAAUCAAACACCCAGCCAAAAAUCAACCUUGAAGUAUUUUCUUCAAUAAAGCGAAACAAAGCUAAAAGCAAGCUAUGACAAGUAGCCAUGAGAGUUUUAGUUAGAAAUUUAUCCCCAGAACAAAUUGAUGACUUAAAAAACAUGUUCUUCGAAAUCGACCAAAGGAAAACAGGAUUUGUCACAGCUCAUGAUAUAGAAGUCUGUAUGAAUAAAAAUGGUUAUGAGCUUGCAAGAGAAGAAUUCAAAGAACUUACGUCAAAAAUUUCAGAAAUAGGGAAAGGUAGGCUUAAUUAUACACAAUUUUUAAUAGCUGCACUUGAUAGAAAACAGAUUUUUGAAGAAGAGAACUUGUGGAACGUUUUUAGGGUAUUUGAUCAUGUAAAAGCUAUGUAGGAUGGCAAUGGGUGCAUAAAUUUAAGUGACUUGAAGUUUGCCUUAGAAAAGGCUGGCUGCUAUAUUUCUGAUAGCGAGUAUCUUAAUCUUAAUUAACAGACUUGGCUUUCGCCUAAUUUUAACCAAUCACCGAAGGUCUCCUAGAAGACUCAACAGCUUUACGACCGUGCCUAUCACCAGGACGGCAGUGCUUCCAUCUUGCCUUGCGGCUCCAAUGUUGAGUGGGUAAUCUUUCUGAUAGCGAGUAUCAAGAAAUUCUUGAAGAAUUUGAGCUGAAAUUUUGCGAAAAACUGGAUUAUGAUGAGUUCAGGAACAUUAUGGGCUGUACAUUUUAUUUAGGCUUCUCUGAGGUACAAACUGCUGAAAACUCAAUGUUUUUGAGUGAAAAUACGAUGAUAAGGAGAACGAUUAGAAAGCUUUCUAGUAGAAAGAUAACUACAAGAAGAGCAUCUGUAUAUGAAGCUAUGAGAAGGGUGAGAAGAGCAACUGAUAUGCCAAGAAGCGUCAAAGACAGCAUUUAA